UCUGGGAGUGGUGAUGGUUGUUUCAACAUGGCGGUGGCCAAAAAGCGAAAUGAGGGUUUUUUUUGGACGAAUGAAGGAAUGGACAGAGAUGUGAGGGGUCAGAACCUCAUUGGACGAGUCAGUAACAGAGACACUGACAUGGGAACGAAGCACAGCUCUGACUGCAGGAAUGAGGCUACACUGAAGGAAGAUAGAAAGAAACAGGGCCACAUGAAAAGUGAUCCACCUGUGGUUUCUGUUAAGGAAAAAGUGCCACAUGCCAGCGCUGAAUGCACAGAACACAUCAUAUCCCCAAUAUCUGGGAGUUUUCUUGGUUUGUCACAGGUAAUGCCAGAGACCAACAGAGGUAAAAGCCAAAUCUCUUUGAAGGACCUAUGUCUUGAAGACAAGCGGCGCAUUGCAAACCUCAUCCAGGAACUAGCCAGAGUAAGUGAGGAGAAAGAAGAGUCAGUACAACGCUUGAAGGAUGAACAAGAACAUUUUGAACACAAGAUCCAACAGUUGGAGCAGCAGAAUGUAAUCAUAGCACAGGAGAGAGAGAGCCUGCAGCAUCAGUACAGUGAGUGUCAGGAACUGCUUGGGCUCUACCAACAGUACCUUUCUCAGCAACAGGAGAGACUGAACCAAUCCAUUGCUCGGGUCAGCCAGCACUCAGCACAUCAUGAGUUGCAAACUGUUAAAGAAACCCCCAGCAGAGUGUCUCCUAGCAGAGCUAAUGGCUCAGUCUGUGACAGCUCCUACCUCAGCAUAGCUGCUACUCGAGCACGACGGCCUCGGAUGAACAGGAGUCAAGGUGGAGGAAGGGGAGCAAAGACCUUCGGCAAUAAUGGCUCUUUUUCCAGCGUUAGGGAGUUCAAUCCCAGUAAUGGGCCAAUCAAACAACACAGGAUUCAGAAAGAGGGGCACAUCCGGACACAGGCAGAGUCCCAACAUAUCUGUGAGCACUGCCGAAGCAGUGACUUCCGAACCUGGCAACAAAGAACUCCCCUUUGUCCAGAGAAUAGCCACCAUGGGACCUUCAACCAACAUGAGUGUGAAAGUGAAUAUGCCUUAGAUUUAGACGCUAAGACAGCCCUGACUGCACCGCUGCUGGGUCACGAGGACUGGGAGGAAAAGAGGCACCAGCUACUCUUGCAGACGAUGCAGUUGGAGACGGAGAGAGAGCGGCUGCAGGCACGGCUGGCUGAGCAGGAGGAAAUACUCCACAAGCAGAAUCAGAUGCUUUGCCAGUCACAUCUCAACUACAGCAGGCUUCAGCAGUCAACUCAAGCUGAGCUCAGGAGCUCAGGUAGUAGAAAUCUGGAUCCACAGCAAGCAGCUCCCUCCAGCCAACAUAAAUCCUCCAGCGUGUAUGAAGAAGCUGUGGUACAUAAUGCAGGACAUGCCUUAAGUGAAGAAGUUGCACAAAAUUCAUCUGCUCACGACAGCCUUUGCAUUUGUACAGAGGUAUUGGAGAAAUCCAGAAGGGAUGUGGGCACAUCUCCUCCAAAGUCCCCUUCCAGCCUAAGCACGGCCAUUUCAGUACCUGUGAUGAAGAACACUCCAGAGGGCAGGUUGGACUUUUCUGUGAAUGAAUUGUUGGAUAUUUUUAGCCCCGUUUCUGCACCAAGGCAAUGCAAGACCCCCACACGAAAGCACAGGAUGUCACAGAGUGGCCGUAGGCCGGCUCUCAGUAGCUCCACUCCAGUGUGUAGAACCCUCGUCUACUCUGCUCAGCCUCAGAGUGCCCAACCCGACCAGGAGGAAACACAAAUCCUGGAGGAUAUUUUUUUCAUUUGCUGACAAAGAUGUGUGUACAGUUUUAAAAGAAAUCCAUUAAUUUGUUUCUCAGCUUUUCUAAUUCAUUUUUGUUUAGAUUAAUAUGUUCGAAAUUAAAAUACUUAUGACACUGUGAAAUGUACUCUUGGUAUCCUGAAGUUUUUAAUACAAAUAAAUGAUUUUUAUUUAGAUAUUGUU
Thalassophryne amazonica is the source of this 1956-nucleotide messenger RNA. RefSeq names its product KIAA1328 ortholog. The record is from RefSeq and is a predicted model, not a curated record. Bases 28 to 1782 code for a protein of 584 amino acids. The transcript has 11 exons. NCBI's taxonomy places the organism in Eukaryota, Metazoa, Chordata, Actinopteri, Batrachoidiformes, Batrachoididae.